This is a messenger RNA of Biomphalaria glabrata, 5381 nucleotides long. RefSeq names its product CCA tRNA nucleotidyltransferase 1, mitochondrial-like. The transcript is spliced from 9 exons. The record is from RefSeq and is a predicted model, not a curated record. NCBI's taxonomy places the organism in Eukaryota, Metazoa, Mollusca, Gastropoda, Planorbidae. The coding region runs from base 396 to 1892 and encodes 498 amino acids. Gene Ontology annotation, molecular function: RNA binding; nucleotidyltransferase activity. Gene Ontology annotation, biological process: RNA processing.
UUUAAGAAAAAUAAAAUUAAUGUAAAGGAUAAGGAGUUCAAGUAUUAGACUAAUAAAAUAUAUGCUUUAUAUAGGCUUUGUUCCGACAUUUUUACCCUGUUCCGCAAUUGUGACUUCUUAAAAAAUCCUGUUCCGUAAUUGUGACUACCCAUAUCUCAGUCGAAUUGAAUGUAAAAUUUAAAUAUCUGUUGAGAAACUAAACAAAGCGUCUAUUUUUAUCGGAAAAUGGAUGGGCAAUGCCUAGAUACUUUUAGUUUUUCCAUAGGUCUAACCAUUACGGAGCAAAAAAUUGAAAACUAAAAGUAGCUGCAAACUGUUCCGCAAUAGUGACUCUACUCUAUUUAGAUUCCAAUCAUAUCAAAAGGCCAUGGCCAUGACAGAUUAAUUAAACUAUAAUGAAUUUAGUGAUUGAAACAGUUUUCAAAAGGCCAAACUUGUUCAAACUUAGAUGUAUUUGUGCAUUAUUGACUAAAACGAGGACAUGGAAAUUCCAUGAUCUACCUGUCCGACAUUUUUCUAAACUUCAUAAAAUAGAUAAUGUUGGAUUCAUACACGUGAGAAAUUUUUUCCUCUGUAGAGCCUCCUCUGUUACUAGGACAUCAAAACAUUUAUACUUGAAGCCAAAUUUGAUAAUCAUGAAGCUGGAUUCCCCCGAAUUUCAUUCUAUCUUUACUCCGGAACUCAACUGCUUAAUAGAUUUAUUCAAGAAAUAUAACUAUGAGUUAAGAAUAGCUGGAGGGGCUGUUCGUGAUCUUCUUGAUGGCAAAGUGCCGGUGGAUCUUGAUUUCGCCACAACGGCAACACCUGCGGAAAUGAAAGAAAUGUUUACAAAGGAGAACAUAAGGAUGCUGAACAUGAAUGGAGAAGCCCACGGGACAAUAACAGCAAGAGUAAAUGACAAAGAAAAUUUUGAGAUAACAACAUUAAGGAUUGAUGUGGUCACUGAUGGAAGAAAGGCAGAGGUAGAAUUUACAAAAGACUGGAUGCUGGAUGCAAAUAGACGUGAUCUUACGAUUAACUCUUUAUUUUUAGACUUUGAGGGCCAAGUUUAUGAUUAUUUUAAUGGUAUUGACGAUUUGAAACACCACCGAAUACGUUUUGUUGGAAGUGCAGAGCAAAGAAUACAAGAAGAUUAUCUCCGUAUUUUAAGGUACUUCAGAUUUUAUGGAAAAAUCGCCAAUGACCCAGACAAACAUGAGAAUGAAACUCUAGAUGCAAUAAGAAACAAUGCUGAAGGUUUAAAAAGAAUUUCUGGUGAAAGAAUUUGGAUGGAAAUGAAGAAAAUCCUGAUGGGACGUUAUCCAGCCCACAUUAUACAGAGUAUGAUUCAAGUUGGCUUAGGUCAAUACAUUGGUCUUCCCAGAGCAAACAACUUUAAAGAGCUGUUCUCAGUUUGUGAGAGAACUGAAGGCCAAAACUGUCACCAUAUGACACGCAUGUCUGCAUUACUUGACGAUGAAGUAGAUGUGUACACUUUUCAUGAAAGAAAUAAAUUAUCCAAUGAGGAACUGCAGCUAGCAUUGUUCAUUGUUCAACACCGUGGUGACGCAAUGGGGGAGGACCUCAUGUCUUACUGCACUGAUUUGCAUUCCGACUCAUCUGGGACAGAACAGAAAGUGAUCAGUAAAAUUGUGGAGCUGAUGAAAUACUGUGGCCACAAAAAAACUGCAGCAGAGUUUCCAGCACUGAAAUUGCCAGUACUUCCUGUGACAGGUCACGACCUGACUCAAAGAGAUGUACCACGAGGGCCAAAGAUUGCUCUAACUUUAAAUGAACUUCGUAAAAUUUGGAAAGACAGUAGAUACACAUUGAGUAAAGAAGAACUUCUGGACAAAAUACCUGAAGUCUUGGAACGGAUUCCAGACAAUUUGAAGAAAAAAAGGAAGAAAUGAACAUUGAGUGUGUGAAUGUGACAUAUUAUUUUUUCUGGUGUGAAUGUGUAACGGUUAAUUAUUUUUUCUGUUGCCCCUGGUAUCCAGUUUGAUGUUCAGGUAGUGCAACAAGUCAUUACCAAGCAUUAGCAUGGACUCCUAAAUGUCUAUUAUUAUAUACACAUUUUCAAGGCAUUUAUCUUCUUCCUUUCUUGUAAAAUGUUUCACAUUAUUUGUACAAAAUUCAAAUUUCAGGGCAUUAAACUUUUUAAAAACAAUUAUUUACAAGACUAAAAGUAGUUAACAAUUAUUAAAAUGUUAUAAUGUGUGAAAUAACAAUUGAUUAUACAGAUAUAAGGCCUGUCUUCCUGUCUGAAGUUACAGGAGUGCAGCAUUUCACAUGGCUGUGCAGUCUUGUCUUUUGCCACAUUCAGCGCAUACAUAGACUUUGUUUGCUGGUGAUCACUUUCUCUUUUUGAUGUCUGCACCGCAUCCUCGGCAGUUUUCCUAUGGUCUCAUAUGUGUGUCCCGCAGCUUUUGUAAAAGAUCCAGCUGUCUCGUUUGGACAUAUAAAUGACUAAUUAUACACUACAAAAAGACACAGCUCCCUUUCUUUUCACUUAGUUUUAUGACUGGGUUCCAAACUCAAUAUCACUUACACUUGAUUUUUUAAAUUACAUUAUACUCAUAUAAAGUAAAUCAUCUCCAGUAAUAUAUAGUUAGUCUUGCUCUCUGAUGCUGGUGAUGCAAUAUCCAUAUCAAUUAGUUAAUAGCACAAGAACUAGGUCAGAGACAAACGAAAAAGUGAUGGUACUUGGUAAUGACAAACAAAAGUCACUGAGACAUUUACUAUUCAUCUAGUACUUAAUUAAUCAUCAUAUUUCUAGUUAGUGAUAGUCCUCAAGGGUCUACAGUCAUAGUUAGUCAACAUGUGAGUGAGAAAACUAUUUCAAUUUCAAACUCACAGGCGAUCGGCCUACCCUACCAGACUAAAAUAGCUUUGAAAAAAAAAAGUAAGAAACUUAUUGACACGGAUUGCAAUGAAGUUAUUAGUACUGGUAAUAAACAAUCUACUUGGAAACACAGCAGACAUCUGCAAAGUGAAUGCUAAUGUGAUGACUUCAUUUCAAAUUUAUAAGAAUUUGUUGGUCAACUUUUGCCUUUAAUUCUCAGAAAUGACUUUCAUUUUGUUUUGUUUCUAAAAAGAAAAACAAACUGCAUAUCCAUAUGUUGCACAGAAUCAUCCAAAGAAUAUUGGGCUGUUGAUAAAACAUUUAUCCAGGCACGACAUGGCCUAAAUUGUGCCGAUGUGCCUCAAAUCAACAAAAUAAAACAUUUAUUACUAGUACCUACUGUCAACUUAAAAAAAAAGUUUUGUUCAAUUUCUGAAUUACUGUUUUAUGAACUUGAUAUUUGUUAGUUUUUCAUGUGUAGUGGUAAAGCUCUUCCAUCAGCUUUACCGCGAGCCUUGCCCCAAGAAGUCCAACAGCUCAAACUCAGAUGCUUUCUAUUAAGUUUAGCAUUGAGAGGGGUUUUAAGGGCAGGUGUCUCCUAAUACCUCUACUGAUUCAUGGUUGGAAGAAUAGCAUAGCUAAACAUGUUCUUUAACCAUUCUGAAAGUUGUUUCCUACAUAAAACCAAAGGAAUAAAUAAUAAGGCAGGGCUAGUAGAGUAUGCAGUGACCUAUAUAUCACACCUAUUUUUUUAUUUCAAUUUUCUGAAGGGACAUAUUUUUCUUUCUAAAAGUUUUUUUGAGUUCUUUAUGAGGUUCCUUGCAGACCUUUUUUUCUUGUGGUAUUCUUGCCAGGGAUUCCUAAAUAGGAGUCUGUUCUGUCCAGCAAUUGUGUACAUUCACUAGAUAGUUAUAAUAAAUAAUCAUUUGUAAUAAUGCAUUUCUAUAAAUUUGAGAAAAGGAAGCAUCUGAGCAAAAACAAAAAUCAAGUAAAUAAGACUAAAAGACCAAGUCAAAUGUUUUUAUAUAAAUUUAUUGAUAUAUUUGUAUAUGGUAUAUUAGUUCAAGGAUAAAGUUAACAUUUGAUAUGCUCAGGUUCACACAAACAGGAAGUGAACAAUGCACAAGUCCAACAAAGAGAGUACAGCCAACAUUUCUACCAAACUCAAAUGUCUAUACUAACAAAAACAUUAUGUGUAGUCACUCUUCAGGCUCACUGUAUGUGUCGUUACACUGACAUGAUUAUAUCUAGAAAGAAUUUGUGUUUAUUUGUUCUGAGUCAUUUUAUAUAUGUGUGUGUGUGUGAGCUAUACUUUUUUUCUGGGACUGUCACAUGCAAGGGCAAGACUCCCCUAUAGCUAAGACUUGUAAUGUUACCCUAAACCGUGAAUUCCCAAUUGCUGAAAGACAUGUUUCCAAGACUUACAAAGGGUUCUUUUGCAAGGAACAGAAAAGAGAGUUAAGUGCCUUUCAACACUAAUGGUACCAUUCUUACAUAUAUAACAAAUUUAGUAUUUCAUUUACAUCAGUCAAUAGGGUAUAGUGUGUAAUCACAUAUUAGUUCUACAUUUUGACUAUACAAAAAAUACAGAGCAGCCAUUUCUGGCAGUUUUAUACAAAAAUCAAUUUCCAAUCAAUGUACAUUGGCAAAAUGAAUAAUGUAACUGCCUUUCUGAAACAAUAUAUUAUGAUUAACAAUAAAAAAUAGUUUUCUUUACACAAACAAUUGAAUAUGAAUGUAUAGGAAAGAAUUAACCAAAAAAAAAAUGAAAUGAAUUUCUGCUUUAUAAAAGAAACAGCUUAAAACUUGUUUUCCAUAGGGGCUCUACUUCAUUGUGAGUAAAUAGUUCAUCAGGUUUGAUAAAGAUGAACAUUGGAAGACAACAUGUUUUGAUUGGUCAUGACAUUGUUGAGAACAAUUAUUUUCUUGCAACAAUAUUUGUUUAAUGCUGUCAAGCAAAAUCUAUACAAUGGUUAGAGCCUCUUUUAAGCUCGAGUUUUUUUGUUUUAGUCUUGACACCAAAUAAAACUAUUUUGUUGUUUUUUUUUGUCCCCACCUAAUGCAACAAUUUUGGAAUAGUGUGAAUAGCAAAACAUCAAGGAAAGUGUCUUUUGCUUGCUCCAAGCCAGAUAAUCCUAUUGCUAUAAUUGCUAUUAACAUACUAGAAUGAUACAACUGGAGAACACAAAAUUGGCAAUAAAAUGGUCACAUUAGAGCCACAAACGUUUGUAGCUACAAUAAAAUUGUUGGCUAACAACUUUUAUAGCCCAAGGGAAAAUGAUGCAGUUAGCUACAAAAAAGUAUUGCCUGAUCUGCUGGGAAUAAGUGUUAUUAGACACAGUCAUUUAGGGGAGGCCACUCAAGUCUGUGGUUCUUACAUAGUUCCAUCUCAUUAUCCUAGUCUGCAUACUUGCGUGUCUUCAUUAAAAAAUGUCAAUUGUAACAACUUUAAGAUAAAUAUACAGUGACAUGAAAUUGCACUUUGUUUGUUUACAAUCAAAAUAAAAGAAAGGGAUUAAACUAAACAUGUCAACCAAAAUAUCAAUAAAACAAUUGA